Molecule: messenger RNA, 1332 nt
Organism: Caenorhabditis elegans
Lineage: Eukaryota; Metazoa; Nematoda; Chromadorea; Rhabditida; Rhabditidae
Gene: frpr-12
Product: G-protein coupled receptors family 1 profile domain-containing protein
Exons: 7
Coding region: 48-1214 (388 amino acids)
Biological process (GO): signal transduction; G protein-coupled receptor signaling pathway
Cellular component (GO): membrane
Molecular function (GO): G protein-coupled receptor activity
Source: RefSeq, marked reviewed
UUUAGUUCCAGUGAGAGAAAAAUAUCAUGAAAUAACAACAAUAAGGAAUGAUGGUCUCAUCGGUUUCCAACUCUCGAAAUAGUAUUUCUACAACGCCACCAAUAAUUGACUACUAUGGAAGGACUCGUUUUGAGUUGGAGUACAUGUUGCCAAACUCAACUGAUUUUCCAACUUCUAAUGUUCAAAGUUACACCUUGAAUGAAGUGUUUUCAAUGGUUAUGCUACCAAUUAUUUUAAUUGGAUUGUUGGGAAAUACUGUGUCUAUUUAUGUGUACAGCAGGAAUCAUAUGAAAAAGAAUACGAUUGGUUUCCUUCUUCUCAGUCUUUCGACAAUUGAUCUCAUUGUUCUUGUCACCGCAUUGCCAACAUUUGGAACCUAUAAAUUUCCAUUUUUUCCCGGCUACAAUAAAAUUGGUUCAGCUCACACAAUUUUCAGUGCAUUUUGUUUAGUAUACAUUUAUCCAUUCGGGUGCAUGGCAAAAAUGAUUGGUCAGUACAUCAUAGUGCUUAUUGCCGUGGAAAGAUGGUUCGCAGUAUGUAGACCUUUACAAGUACAAGUUUGGUGUACUCAGAAGAAUACUAUUCGGGCUAUGCUCUACAUAAUCGCAAUUUCAAUCUCGUUCAAUGCUCCAAGAUUCUUAGAAUUUACGGCCGAUCUAUCCACUGGUGUUGUCAACAUGGGACUAUCCCAUAGUGCAAAUAACACGUGGUAUUUCUAUUUAUAUUAUGGAAUUCGUUCAAUAUUUUUUGAUGCAUUAAUACCUUUUGCUAUCAUAUCAGUGACAAAUAUUCAAGUUAUCCAACAACUUCACAAAUCAAACGAAGAAAGAAAAUUACUAACAACGCAACAACAAAAAGAAAAAAGAACUACAACAAUGCUUUUGGUAAUGGUAAUUCUGUAUGCAACUUGCCAUUUCUUUAAUACAACUCUCAAGUUUAUCAAUAUGGUUUCCAAAACUUAUGCUCAAUUCCGGUUUCCCGUAAUUCGAGUCAUUCAUCACAUAUCAAAUCUACUCCUGGUAAUAUAUUCAGCUUCAACAGUUUUUAUUUAUCUUAUUUUCUCAACAAAAUAUCGAAAAGUUCUUUCUACAUGUGUUACUUGCGGAAGUACGGAAGAGUUGAAUACGGUAUCGAGUCGAGGAAAACAAAAGACAACGGCUUUUCAAAUCAAAUCAACGUCUCAUAAUGGUUAUACAUCAAUCAAAAGCAUAUGAGAGAGCAUAAUUCACCUAAUUUUUUUCUAUUUCACAUGACGUGUAUAAAAUAAUCUUAAUUUGUUUUCGCUGAUGUUUGGCAAUUAUAAUAACUUCUAGAAAAAAUAUUUCGAUCAUA